Tyto alba (common barn owl) is the source of this 1736-nucleotide messenger RNA. RefSeq names its product interferon regulatory factor 4-like. The transcript has 7 exons. Gene Ontology annotation, biological process: regulation of transcription by RNA polymerase II; immune system process. The coding region runs from base 98 to 1720 and encodes 540 amino acids. The record is from RefSeq and is a predicted model, not a curated record. Gene Ontology annotation, cellular component: nucleus. Gene Ontology annotation, molecular function: protein binding; RNA polymerase II cis-regulatory region sequence-specific DNA binding; DNA-binding transcription factor activity, RNA polymerase II-specific. Lineage: Eukaryota; Metazoa; Chordata; Aves; Strigiformes; Tytonidae.
GCAGCCAAAGCCGGUGGCGUCGGGCGGGAAAGGGAAAGUGAAAGCCGGAGCGGCGCUUUCGCUUUCGCCGCCCCUGACACGUUCCCGCGGGGCCGCGAUGGCGGAGCCGGGGGUGCCCAUGCGGCUCAAGGAGUGGCUGAUCGCGCAGAUCGACAGCGGCCGGUACCCGGGGCUGCGCUGGGAGAACCGGCACCGGACGCUGUUCCGCAUCCCCUGGAAACACGCGGCCAAGCAGGAUUACCGGCAGCAGCAGGACGCCGCCCUCUUCAAGGCUUGGGCCGUCUACAAGGGGAAGUACCAUGAGGGGACGGACAAGGCUGACCCCUCCACCUGGAAGACGCGUCUCCGCUGCGCCCUCAACAAGAGCACCGACUUCCAGGAGGUGCCGGAGCGGAGCCAGCUCGACAUCUCCGAGCCCUACAAGGUGUACCAGAUCGUGUCCGACGGCGCCCGGGACACAGAGAAGGACGGUGACACACGGUCCCCAGCUGGCGAGGAUCGGCGGGGCAGCGCUGCGGGGGGUCCGGAGGAAGAGGAGAGCCAGAAGGGCACGAUGGAGAUGGGCCACGUGUCUCGGCUGCCCCUGCUCCCUGCCCACCCGGCCGAGCGAGGGUACAACGUGAGGGGAGUCUUCUACAGCUGGAACCAGACCCAUGGCCACCUCCUCCCCGGACCCCCGUCCUACCUCCCCGUGGAGGAUGUCAACCACUCAGACUGCUGGCUCCACGUCCGCCUCUACUACUGCGACGUGCUGGUGAAGGAGGUCACCACCCGCACGGCCGAGGGCUGCCGCAUCACCUCCCGCGCCGUGCCGGCCGACAGCGAGCGCCUCUACGGCCCCUCCUGCAUGGAGCAGAUCGAGUUCCCCCCGCCGCGGGCGCUGGGCGGCGGUGGCCGGGUGGCCGGCAUGACCGACGUGCUGGAGAGGCUCCUGCCCCACCUGGAGCGCGGGGUGCUGCUGUGGGUAGCGCCCGAGGGGGUCUUCAUGAAGCGGCAGUGCCAGGGCAGGGUGUACUGGAACGGGCCACUGGCCCCGCACAGGGACUGGCCCAACAAGCUGGAGAGGGAGAAGACCUACAAGCUGCUGGACACGCAGCAGUUCCUGCAGCGUAAGUGCCCGCUCGCCGGCCCCCUCCCCGGGAGACCCCCAUCCUCUUGGGAAGGCGGGGGGGCACGUCCUGCUCGGGGCUGUGGGGCCCGCGUGUCCCCUGAUCCGGUGUCUUGCAGAGCUGCGUGGGUACCUGAGCCACGGGCAGCCCACGCCGCAGUACCAGAUCCACCUGUGUUUCGGGGAGGAGUACCCCACCGGCGCCGGGCACCACUUCCAGAAGCUUAUCAUGGCCCAUGUGGAGCCGGUGUUCGCGCGGGAGCUCUUCCAUCACGCCCAGCGCGUGGGCCCGACGCUGCUGCGCCAGCCCCCCCAGCCCUGCACCCCCGGCGCCUCCAGCCACGUCAUCCGCGUCCUCAAACAGCUCUGCCAGCCCUGAGGCCCCGUCGCGACGAAGCCUCGCAGCAGGAUGCUCUUGCUGCCCCACGGCCCCGCUCCGGCCACCUUCCCCGGGGACGGGGAUGGGGCGCUGGGUGCCACCCCCGCACAGAUCUCUAUUUAUUCCCCAGGAGCCCACCCGGGUGGGGUUUGCUGUGUGCUUGGCCGCUGAGCCGGCUCCAUCCUCGUGCCCUGCACCGCCGGGGACUUGCCAGUCGCGAACCUUGGAAAUAAAGGUUGUGUUUCGGUA